AUGGGAGAUGACAUCGUCGGUCAGUCCAGGUCCAUCGCUAGCCUCUGGUCACCAGAUGGAGACGCAGAUGCAGAUCCUCAAGCUCGAAAGCAGAGCUUGGUCCGCCUCGUACGAGGUAACUAUCUCAAUGUGAAUGAGUUUCGGCUGCUCAAGGAACUCUUGUCCACAGUUACCCUCCAAAGAGAUAUCAUCACGAACCUCCCAAUCGAACUCGUCAUAUUGGUCAUCGAUAAGCUCAAUGCUCAAGACAUCAUGGCUUGUUUGAUGGUUUCCCAUGCAUGGAAUGCAACUCUCAUGAGUGACAAGGUAGUUUUCAGCAUGGCUGACCGGCUAUUCCCACCGCUGACUUGGGAAUCUCUUCAUCACAGCUCUUCGAGCCGGGAUUCUCAGAAGGCCUUGCGGCUCCAAUUCGUAAAUCACCUGCAGAAAAGGCUAUUGCUACAUGAUCGUGUAGCCAGGUGGGACACCUAUCGCGGAUAUGAGAGGACCUAUCUCUGGGACACUGAGACCGAGUUCAAGCUAGCUGGACAGGAUUACACCCGAUUUCCACCUCCCAACCUCCCUUCCAAUGAGAGGGCGGUAUAUGCCAAUGGCCAUAUCGCAUGGCAGCAGGAAACUCAUACCCUUGUGCUUGACAAUCUGCAGGACAAGUCAAGGAAAAUACUUGCAUUUCCUGGCGCCAGACUCUUGGGCCCAGAGUUGAAGCUUGCAGCUCUCGGGAAUCAACUUGUCGUUGCGACCAUGGAUCGACAUGUCUUUGCUUGGAACAUUCAUACAAACGUCUGUGAACGGAAGACAUUACCAAGCCUACCAGCGCAGUGUACCACAUGCAGAACUCAGGUUGUCAUCGUCACCGAAAAGGGCUUGUAUGUGUGGACUAUAGGCGGCUCCUUGAUCGAAGUUGAUCUGCCGGUGUAUGAGAUUGAAUUCUUGGCCGUCAAACAGUUUUGCAAGGCAUUUGUACAUCCGCGGCUUGAUAAUGUCGUCUACGUGCGCCGGGUGUAUAGGCAUACAUCGAGCACUCUACGUUUCGUGAUAGACAAGUUUGUCCAACGCCAACACGUCAAAACCCUCAAUUAUGACGUGGAUAUAGGCUGGUUGACUAAUGAGCGGAUAGCCAGCUCCUAUGAGGGAGUGAUACCACUUUCUGAGCAGAACCAUUACCACGAAGGUCGGUAUCUACACGAAUUCGACAUGUUUCAUGAAUCUUUCCUGGUUCGGGAGAUUCCGCACAACGGACGCCGCCACAACGAAACAUUCAUGUUCAAUUUCGACGACAACUUUGCCGUUGAGCUGAGCGAAAAGAAGUAUUGGGUAUGGUGA
Molecule: messenger RNA, 1323 nt
Organism: Pestalotiopsis fici W106-1
Lineage: Eukaryota; Fungi; Ascomycota; Sordariomycetes; Amphisphaeriales; Sporocadaceae
Exons: 1
Coding region: 1-1323 (440 amino acids)
Molecular function (GO): protein binding
Source: RefSeq, a predicted model, not a curated record